CUGACGUGCUCGUCUCUCAGGAUCGGUCGUUAUGCAUGUUCUCGACUUUAACCCUCAGAGGCACGAACCUCCCAGGUCCCAUCACACUUUCCAGACGGGAAUCCUUUCCGGCUCGUCAAUAUGACUUUAAGAGAUCAAAGUACGCGAACAGACCAGACUGGCUCGCUGUGCGACCACCGCGGAACAGUGGCCACCUCUCCCUUGAACUUGGCGAACGUAUUGGAGGUGGCAGGUCUGCCGUCGUCUACUCCGUGAAAGUUGUCCCCGAUGCGUCUCGCAUCGACGAAUCUUGUGACUUGGACCUUUGCAUCAAGGUGGCGCGGCCGAACCGUUGUCGCUCGCUCGCUCGGGAGGCAUGGAUUCUGGAACAGCUCCCCGAGGACAUGAUCCAGGGCAUGAGUACGCCGCGCUGUUACGGAAUUUUCGCCGUCGAUCUAUCUUCUGGGCAAUUGCCCUUUCCUCUCUGGUCUGGCGACGACUACUUCAUGGAUGCAUCACCAGGGCACUGGGAAAAAGACGAUCCCACCCAGGAUGAUCCUCUAUACGACGACGACCGACCUGAUGAAGCGCGGUGCCCGGGCUCUCCUCCCGGUGCUAGAGAGCUUUCCCCAUGGGUCAAUUGGCGUCCUGACCCUGAUGCGCCACUCUUGUCGGUUCUUCUUAUGGCUCGUGGAGGGCGGACAUUCAGCAUGGCCGAGGAUGACUGGGAUCGAUCCAAUCACAAAGAUAUUGAAGACAUCCUUGACGAUCUUUCCACCAUGUACAUGUUACAUGUUGACCUUCGCCCAUCGAACGUCAUACGUGCACCGUCUGAUACGCAGGAGUGUAGCAUGCACAAAUACGUUCACAAAUGGAACGUCAUCGACCUCGCCUCGUCGACCGUCGAUGGCCCCAACGAUAACGAUGAUGCAAAACUUGCGCUCAUCUGCAAAUUGCAGCAGAGCAAGUGGCGUAACCGGUACUGGUAUGCUAUGGGACGCCGUGCGUGAACCGGUAUGUCGCAUCCAUGCUCAAUCCUUUCGGUCUUACAUAGUCUGUAAGGCCGACUUCCUUAUCCAUCAACAACCUUGCGAGCAGCAUACGUCUCCUGUAAUAGAUAUACCAGACUGAAUGCCUGUACCUCGUGAUAGCUGCUAUUCAGCUCCAGUCGCGCUCCUAGAUCAAGCAAGUGUCAUGGCAGAUGUACCUACUUAUCACGCUGUCGGUUACUCCGACGGCCAUGGGGACGUGGUAGUCUUCGACAAUUUCCUGCUAUCAUUGUCAAUAUGUAGUGUACAGAAUGUGAACGUGUUUCCAAGCGA
Rhodofomes roseus is the source of this 1301-nucleotide messenger RNA. RefSeq lists its product as uncharacterized. The transcript has 2 exons. The record is from RefSeq and is a predicted model, not a curated record. Bases 36 to 989 code for a protein of 317 amino acids. NCBI's taxonomy places the organism in Eukaryota, Fungi, Basidiomycota, Agaricomycetes, Polyporales, Fomitopsidaceae.